Molecule: messenger RNA, 888 nt
Organism: Colletotrichum truncatum
Lineage: Eukaryota; Fungi; Ascomycota; Sordariomycetes; Glomerellales; Glomerellaceae
Source: RefSeq, a predicted model, not a curated record
AUGCCAAAACAAGAACAAGACGACCUACCCCCCUCCUACAACGAAGCAACCCUCCCCCCCUCCUACCCGCAAUCAUCAGCAACAACAAUCUCAUCGACCCUCUCCUCCCUCACAUCCCUCCUCCGCACAACCCAAGCCCAGCAAUCCGCCCUCGACACAAUCACAACCACAAACCUCCUCCCCCUGCUCACCCCGCACCUCACCUCCCUCCUAACCGGCCUCUGCACGACCCCGAACCCUCCGUCCCUCGCAGAACUAGUCUUCGUCCCGGCCGCCGCCGUCGGUCCAGAAUGGAGCAUAACCUCGGACGCGGAUCGAAAAGCCGGCGAAUUGGUGCAAGUAAUCCGCGUAGCACACGAAACGGAUGAAAAGGGGGGCAACGAAAAAAAGACCUCCUCACGUCCUUCCGCGCCAUCAUCAUCAUCAUCAUCACUACGCGAAUUCGACGACUGGGGCCGUUGGGGUGACGACGACGACGACGACGCAGCAGCAGCAGCAGGCGCGCGGGGCUCUUCUUCGAGUAGAGAGGAGAAAUGGUGGUGGGACGACGAGAACAUGGCUCGUCGUCUGGCGAAACAGCUGCAGCCAGAGCCCAAAGUCGACAGGACGACGGUCCGCGCCGUCGUCGUCGAGCAGGCCAAGGAGAAGAAGAAGGCGAGCAGGUGGGGGGGUCUGUUCAAGACGCCCUCCGAAGCAUCCUCGUCCACGUCAACGACGCCUCCGCAGCAGUACAGCAGCAGCAAGUCUGCGACGCCAGCGAAACAAGACGAGGACGUGACCAUGACGGUCCGCGCCGAAGAAGUCACUUUUCGCAGGGAAAAUAAAAUGGGAAUCUGGGAGGGAACGCACGGGUGGGGUAUUGUCGCCCGUGUCCGGAUUCGCAGGUGA